This is a messenger RNA of Elephantulus edwardii (Cape elephant shrew), 687 nucleotides long. It is a transcript of the gene MS4A3, whose product is annotated as membrane-spanning 4-domains, subfamily A, member 3 (hematopoietic cell-specific). The record is from RefSeq and is a predicted model, not a curated record. The coding region runs from base 1 to 687 and encodes 228 amino acids. The transcript has 7 exons. Gene Ontology annotation, cellular component: membrane. Lineage: Eukaryota; Metazoa; Chordata; Mammalia; Macroscelidea; Macroscelididae.
AUGUCACCAAGUCGUGAACAAACCCAAGUGACCUCCCAAGAGGUUGGCAAUGCAGAGCAGGGGGCAGCCUCUCUAGGUGGUGCCCCAAGACGGGAGAGGGAACCUGAGCCAGAGAACAACUCUGUUUACCACCUGAUUGAUGGAUUACAAAAAUUCAGGAAGGGGGAGCUGCUACAAACUCUUGGGGCCAUCCAGAUCCUGAACGGAGCAGUAAUUCUAGCCCUGGGAAUUUUUCUGGGCUCCUUACAAUAUGCGUCUCAUCUCUACAGGCACUUCUUUUUCUUUACCUUCUACACAGGCUAUCCACUAUGGGGCGCUGUGUUCUUUAUUGGUUCUGGAUCCUUGUCUGUGGCAGCAGAAAGGAAAAACACAAGAGUUGCUAUGCAGAGCAGUUUCGGGAUGAACAUCUCCAGUGCUGUAAUUGCGCUCAUUGGAAUUAUUUUUCUCUCCAUAAACUUAGCAUUUAAUAACCAGUCACUCGAGAGCUGUGGCUCUUCACAGUCACCAGAUCUGUGCACUUACAUGGGCUCCUCAUCAACAGGUCUGGUGUCUCUAAUGCUGAUCCUCACCUUGCUGGAAUUGUGUGUAACCAUCUCUAUUAUAGUCAUGUGGUGCAAAGCAAACUGCUCUAAAUCAAGAGAGAUCUCCACUCAUGUUAAUCACCUCUUCUCACCUGGAAAAGAUUAA